Molecule: messenger RNA, 4641 nt
Organism: Frieseomelitta varia
Lineage: Eukaryota; Metazoa; Arthropoda; Insecta; Hymenoptera; Apidae
Product: tricalbin-1-like
Molecular function (GO): lipid binding
Source: RefSeq, a predicted model, not a curated record
UUUGUUCGCACUCAGUACGAGUUUGUGCGCCGGUCGAAAAGCAUUCGUGUUCUUAAUACUGGAAAAUAAAUAUAAAGAUCAAUAUCCUUUGUUAUCGACCAAUUGAUUAUCAUUAUUUUGGUGCCAUGAAAUUAUUUAUUAAUUUAAAAGGAAAAUUUAUGACUCAUAUUAAAAAAAACCACGUGCUCGAUUUGUGUGUGAAUUUACUUUCGUACAACAUUAUGUAUCUCUAAAUAGAUAGACCAACUUGUGCCUCAAUUAGCAAAGAAGAAAUGAAAAUCAAAUAAAAAUCAAUGAAAUCGAUGAAAAUAAAAUAAGAAAGUAUGUAGUCUUUAAUUUGACAUUUAGGAGAACAGUUUCACGUUACGAUAUUGAAAAGUAAUCGUGGGGAAACUUGUCUAGAGAUAGUCUAAUCAAGUGAAAAGUUCUACAACCGUAUCGUAAAUAUGUGAAUUUUUUUCCAAUUAUUAGUUACUUGGAGACACGACUUCUACCUUGCACACAGAAUUGCGUUUUCGUGAUUAAUGUCGAAUCACUCGUUGAAUUCAUUGUUAUCGUACGAAAAUUCCCCAGUGAAAUAUGUACCCUACGUGUAUACCUACUUACUUACACACAAAUUACGUGCAAAUUACCAGCAGUGUACCAAGAACAUCACGAAGAAUGUCAAACCUUUAUUCGGAACGGUAAUUCGUUAAAAAGAGUGUUAAAACAAGACUUACUCGAUCCAUUUUAUUUGGAAAGAUUGUUAGAUCGAUCAUUGUUUCGCACACUGUCGACAAAAGAAAAGACUCGCAGCUGGCGAAUGUUUUUACUCGAGGAUGUUUGAGCGAUAAUUUUAUUGAAAAAGAAAAAAAGAAGACGACAAACGGGACAGAUCGUGACGAGAGAGUAUUCUGGUGAGAGUUAAGAGGUCAUUUGAAAGAAAAGUAUGCAGCUACUUUCCAGCUUUAUGGCGAGGCACUUGAAGCGAGGAGCAUCCUUGAAAAAAGGAAAACGUGAAAUUACUCGAGGUGAAAAUUCUACAGCAAAUUGUUCAAACUUGAUAGGAGCUUCAGCCAUUAACAAUACCGUUGGAUACGAUACUGCACCUGGGGGUGCCAAUAUGAUCCCCGAUGAUACUGCACCCGAUGAAGAUUUCGCUGUAGCUAUUACUCAAAAAACCCAGAGAGAUGCAGAAGCCAUUCGAAGUGCUUUAUAUCUUGGUUUUGCUCUUACGAUCGCGUGGAUAAUAGGCGCAGCAGGUUUAUCACUGGCGUGGUUAGUCCUUGUGUUGGCAUUAACAGCGACAAUAUUUAAAACAAGGAUAUCCCGUCUUCUUGACUCGACCGUUCAUCGUGAAUUGGCCAGACUACGGCGAAAAAGAGCUUUGUACAAAGAUGAAACCGCUGAAUGGCUAAGUUUACUUCUGAAUAAAUGGUGGAGAUUUAGCGCUGCCAGUAUAUUUUCUUUAGCAAAAGAAAGACUAGAACCUCUUUUAAACGAAGCAAAGCCAGGAAUACUUGGACCGCUGGAAUUAAGAGAGCUGACACUUGGCGAACAAACUCCUUGUGUCACACGCGUAAGAACGAUAGAUUAUGCGAAUGACGAUGACGUCGAUGGUCAAACUAGGCAGACGAAAUUGUCGAUCGAGGCUGACCUACGCCUCGAUUGUGAACAAUUCCGUAUGCUCAUUACAACAAGAUUAUUUGGCAAAGGGGUUGGCAUGGACGUUGAUCUGGCCGUGGAGAAACUGUCUCUUUCUGGUACCAUACUUGUUAGCCUGACCCUUAAUUCCAUGGCACCGUUUCCUCACGCAACCUCUUUAAGCGUGAGUUUCUUGGAGAAACCGGAUGUUUGGUUCAGCGUGAAAAUCUUGCGAGCAGUACAAAUGAUGGAAAUGCCUUUAAUUAAAACCUGGAUUCACGCGGUGGUCACAGACGCUUUGGCUAGCUGGAUCGUCGAUCCUGGCCACUUUGAGAUGAAUCUAAGAGCACAAGAACGACCCGUGCCCAAAUUCGAUUCAUUAACUAAUUCCAUACCGCAAGCAGUGCUUACUAUCGUUUUAUCUCAAAAUGGAUAUUCAGCCUUCACCGCGGAUGAAGUGAGAUGGCUGGUGGUGACAUUGGGAGAUCAAAGACGGAUCACAACUCCUCUGAAUCCCACGUGGAACGAGGAUAUAUCUUUCUUAGUAGGAGUCUUGGAUAACGAGAAAGUCUCUAUCAAGUUGAAAGCAAAACGACUUGUCAGCACCAUCACGUUGGCUCAGUUCGAACUUGCGCUCGGGAUGUAUCAUUGGGAUAGCUCGCAAGUAAUCGAAACCGUAUUACAACAAAAGAAACCGUCCCGGAAUACUGCCAACAUUCCAAACAUCAACGCUCGAUUAGAGUACACCGCACUACCGAAAUUGGAUCCAGACUUACCACGACCAGAAUUAACGGAAGAUAAUUCACAUUUAUCGGGAGUGCUCGUCGUUUAUAUUCAUUCGGCAGAGAAUCUAAAUAGCGACACUUCCCAAUGCAAUCCUUAUUGUACAUUAUUUAACAAUCGUAAAAAGGUGAAAACGACGCAUUACAUUCGAAGCACUACGUCGCCCUGCUGGGAAUCAAGAGCACAAUUUCUUGUUCAGGAUUAUACUCAAGUGUCUUUAAGUUUUGUUGUAUACUCUUGGAAUAUAUCCAAAUCGAUUGACAGUGAUAUGCUUGGGCUCGCUAUAUUAUCUUUAUCUCAAGAAAGUACAUGGAUAGUUAGAAAAAGAUUGAUUCUUAGUGGGUCGAACGUUACGUCAACAAUGACCGUUUCCGUACUAUUCCAUCCUGUUAAAAGCGUGCAGCAAGUAGUCACCAGUCGAAGGAGCAGUUUGAUCUUUCCAAUAUCAGACGAUGAACCGAAAUCUAAAAGAAACAGCUUACCGUGGAUGCAACAAGCAAAACUAUUACUAACUCACAAGGAUAUAGAUCCCGCUUCAUCAGACGUAUCCAGUCUACUUUCCACUGGAAGUGGAUUAAUGGAAGUAACAUUGGUACGCGCGAAAGAUCUUGUUGCAAAAGAUCUGAAUGGUUUCAGCGAUCCUUUUUGCGAAUUGAAACUAAAUAAUGAAACAAAGUACAAGAGCAGCAUAAAAAAGAAAACACUGAAUCCUUGCUGGGAUGAAAGUUCCAUCAUGGGUUUGCCCCGAAUUGGCGAAACUUUGGAUGUCGUAUUAUGGGAUCAUGAUACUUUUGGUAUGAAGGAUUAUCUUGGAAAAGUAUCAUUGACUCUCGACGACAUUAGAAAAUUAUCAAAUAGCGAUCAGCAGUCACAUUGGUUCACGUUGAGAGGAACUAAAACCGGAUCUGUAGAGUUGAAAAUUAAGGUUUUAUCCGAAGAGUGCGAGACUCAAAGCACUUAUGCAGCUAGCAAUAUCAGCGAAAGUUCAACCCAGUUAAAUAUUGAAAGUUCUGAAACAGUGUCAAACAUUAUAAGAAGACCUUCAAUGGAAAAAUCAAAAAUGAGAUUACACUUGGACGUUGUACCACCGCCGCCACCUCCUCGUACAGUUACUUUGUUAAAACCAAUUAUUUCUAGUCAAGCUGACAAAGCUAGUAUCGCAAGCAAAGAUUCAAACGAAAUGAAUGGAACCGAAAAUUCCUGGAUACCUAAAGUUAUCACAGAAACCAUUACAGAUGUAGUGGACGAAACUGAUACAUCAAAGUUAAGAGAACGGCCAUCUUCUCACAACAGUUUAACUCCAAGUCCAGAACAAAAUUUCGGCAAAAAAUUACCACAGUAUAACAGCUUUCGCGUUAUGAAACAAAAGAUGAAAAGAGGAUUGAAACUUCGUAGAUUUCGUUCAGAAGUAAAUAUAGAGGACAAAAAUGAAUCAAAGGGCAUAACAUUAAGCUUGGAACCUAGAGGUGGAGGAGAAGCCGAUGCUACAGAACUUUUACAAGGAUCUGGUUUAGCCCAUGCAGUAUCACAGCCCGAUAUGCUUAGCAGAAUAAGACAACCUAGUCCCCACUUAAGAUUAAGACCGAAUGAAUUGAAGAUUGUCAAUGGCACUAAAGAAAAAUACUCGGGCAUAGAAGGAAAAGUUUUACAAGCUCAAGGUCUUCACGUUGCGCAUAUCGCUCAGCUAUAUUGUCGAAUUAAGCUUCAAAUAUGUACCAGUCCUGAUAAAAUUACGUCUUCGGCAAAUGGUGGUAAAACAUUAGCAAAAUCUCGACUUUUACCUGCAAUGCCUAAUCCACAAUUCAGUAUAGAUUUUCACAUAGAAGGUGACAAUGUUCCUAGACAAUCUUUAUUAAUAUUCGAAAUCAGAAGUGCUAGCAAAGAAUUAUUAGCUAGCCGGCGCAUCACUCUUCAUGAAUUAUUGGGCGUUUCCGCGGCAACUGAUGAGAUUCAUACAUGGUUAGCAUUAAACAAUGGAGCAUCAUUGGAAGUACAAAUUGUUCAUGGAAGAGAAUCGAAAAGUAAAUCUACAAAGAAACUCUCGAUCCUGGUCAGUACAUCGAAUAGGAAAAAUAUAAGCUUUAAUCAGUCUUAUAUAUAUUUGUAAAAAUUACAAUUUUUAAAUUUCUCCUGAGAAAUAGUAAACAUAUUUACCAAUUGAUUUUACAUUUUACAUAUUUUAUUACAUGUACAGAUAUACAUAAAUAAACUUGUUAAUCUUAAAAUAAGAAUCAC